Molecule: messenger RNA, 4091 nt
Organism: Triplophysa rosa
Lineage: Eukaryota; Metazoa; Chordata; Actinopteri; Cypriniformes; Nemacheilidae
Gene: loxl3b
Product: lysyl oxidase-like 3b
Exons: 17
Coding region: 225-2771 (848 amino acids)
Biological process (GO): peptidyl-lysine oxidation
Cellular component (GO): membrane
Molecular function (GO): protein-lysine 6-oxidase activity; copper ion binding
Source: RefSeq, a predicted model, not a curated record
GCCCCGUCUUUCCCCAUCUCUGUCUCGACUGUCCAGCUGGCAAUUUAACUGCCAUUACAGACACAGUUAUUGCUGCUCAUUAUGAGUCUUUCUUAGCCUUUUUAAAGGCCUUGAUCUGACCUACCAAGUGGAUGAUUUCUCACUUCUGUGUAUUCCGAGUACAUUGCAUUUUAAAACAGUGGACCAAGACUGGGGGGAAAUCGACAAAUUAGAACAAGACACACAUGGAACAGUCUUAUUGGUGUAGACACAUUGUUGUCUUCUUACUCAGUGCUUGGAUCCCAUCAUGCUUUGCCCAAACCACACCCCCAGUGCGCUCAAACCCCACACCAACGUCUCAGACAGAGGGACCAGAGAGUCUGAAGUUUCGUCUGUCUGGUUUUCCCAGGAAACACAAUGAGGGUCGAAUUGAGGUGUUUUAUAAAGACGAGUGGGGGACAAUCUGUGAUGAUGACUUCUCAUUAGCCAAUGCCCACGUCCUCUGUCGCCAGCUUGGGUUUGUCUCCGCUACAGGCUGGGCACACAGUGCCAAGUAUGGCAAGGGCACAGGUAAGAUUUGGCUUGACAAUGUGCAAUGCAGUGGAAGUGAAAGAAGUAUAUCAGUGUGUAAGUCUCGUGGGUGGGGCAACAGUGACUGUACACAUGAUGAAGAUGCGGGAGUGAUCUGUAAAGAUGAGAGGCUGCCUGGAUUCAAAGACUCUAAUGUGAUAGAGGUGCAAGUGGACGAGAAUAGAGUGGAGGAGGUCCGUUUGCGUCCAGUCGUCACAGCUAAGCGUAUGCCGAUCACAGAGGGGGUAGUAGAAGUCAAGAAUAAGGAUGGGUGGGCUCAGAUCUGCGACAGCGGCUGGACCCCCAAAAAUUCACACGUGGUUUGUGGCAUGAUGGGAUUCCCCCAUGAGAGGAAGGUCAACAAAAACUUUUACAAGCAUCUCAGAAAGAGAUCUGCUGAUCCAAAAGCUAAAGUAAAAGUAACAGCAGCCAGACUGGAGCCCAAUGCUAAGACUAUCACUAAAACUAGCUCUAGAUCUAAACCGGGUAAAUCAGCUGCAGCUGAAAGGCUGUAUGCUGAGCGGCAGAAGAAUCACUUCCUGGUUCACUCGGUGGCAUGUUUGGGUACAGAGGUGCAUUUAGCUGCGUGUCCUCUGGACUUUAACUAUGGCAAUGCCACAAAGACGUGCCCUGGGGGUAUGCCGGCUGUGGUCAGCUGCGUACCUGGUCCACUCUACACACAGAACAGCGCAAUGAAGAAGAAACUCAAAGUUUCGUCUUCUGUACGUCUAAAGGGUGGAGUGAGACAGAGCGAGGGCCGUGUUGAAGUAUUAAAGGGUAGUGAAUGGGGGACGGUAUGUGAUGAUCGCUGGAACCUGCAGUCUGCCAGCGUGGUGUGCAGAGAGCUGGGAUUCGGCUCUGCCAAAGAAGCCCUGACAGGUGCGCGCAUGGGACAAGGUUUGGGGCCCAUCCACAUGAAUGAGGUCCAGUGCACUGGCCAUGAGCGUUCACUUUGGAACUGCCGCUAUAAAAACAUCUCGGCUGAGGACUGCAAACACACAGAGGUUGCAGCGGUCCGCUGUAAUGUCCCAUAUAUGGGCUAUGAGAAGACGGUGCGCAUCUUAGGGGGGCGAACGCGCUAUGAGGGCCGGGUGGAGGUGUUACAUACUGAGACUAACGGAACCGAGCUCUGGGGCCUGAUCUGUGGAGAAGGCUGGGGCACUGAAGAGGCCAUGGUUGUGUGCAGGCAGCUGGGCCUCGGGUACGCCAACCAUGGCCUACAAGUGCGUCUGUCAGGUGGGCGUUCGCAGUAUGAAGGGCGAGUGGAGGUGCGGGUGGGGCAACAUUGGGGCAGUGUAUGCAGUGAGGGAUGGACCACCAAAGAAGCCAUGGUGGCAUGCAGGCAGCUAGGGCUGGGUUUCAGCAUGCAUGCUAUUACAGAAACGUGGUAUUGGGACAGCAGUAAUGUGACAGACAUGGUCAUGAGUGGAGUGAAAUGCACUGGAGAUGAGAUGUCUCUCAGCCAAUGUCAACGCCACAAAACUGUUACCUGCCAGAAAAUGGCCGCUCGGUUUGCAGCAGGAGUCAUCUGCUCAGAGACUGCAUCUGAUCUUGUGUUGAAUGCACCUCUAGUGCAGCAGACAGUGUAUAUAGAGGACAGGCCGUUACACAUGCUGUAUUGUGCGGCAGAAGAGGACUGUCUAUCCAAGAGCGCAGCCAAAGCUAACUGGCCUUACGGUCACCGUCGUCUACUCCGCUUCUCAUCACAGAUACAUAAUGUUGGCCGAGCUGACUUCAGACCCAAAGCUGGUCGUCACUCUUGGGUCUGGCACGCAUGUCACGGGCAUUAUCAUAGUAUGGAUAUCUUUACACACUAUGACCUGCUGUCUGCCAAUGGCACUAAGGUAGCAGAAGGACACAAAGCCAGUUUCUGCCUGGAAGACACAGACUGUGAAGAGGGUGUUUCUAAGAGAUAUGAGUGUGCUAACUUUGGUGAGCAAGGCAUCACAGUGGGAUGCUGGGAUUUGUAUCGCCAUGACAUUGAUUGCCAGUGGCUCGACAUUACUGAUGUUAAACCAGGAAAUUAUAUCCUUCAGGUUGUGAUCAAUCCUAAUUAUGAGGUUUCUGAGAGUGACUUCACAAACAAUGCCAUGAAAUGUAAUUGCAAAUAUGAUGGCAACAGAGUCUGGGUUCAUAACUGCCAUAUUGGUGAUGCUUUCAGUGAAGAGGCUGAGAGAAAGUUUGAGAAAUACCCUGGACAACUCAACAACCAGAUCUCAUAAUCAGAUGAAUCUAAUCAACAUAUUGAAAAAACAAAUCCAGAGGAAAAUAUCUAUUCAUUUAAACUAGUUAUCAUUUCACACUAUUAGUUACAAAAAAAAAUGAAAUACCCAAUGUUUUUACACCAGGAGGAGAACAAUUAACAUGAGUCAUAAAAUGAAUUUGUGUUUCAACCCAAGCUAAAUUUGUUUAUUAAUGAACUCUGACACUUUGUGCUUAACAGGUGUUGUGAAUUUGAAAAAAAUGUGAAGCCAUUCUAAAUCAAUUUACACUGUGUUUUUUACAGUAACUCUAAAUAUGGCUUAAAGAGGCUGAAGGUGAGAUGUUAAAUGAACAUUUGGUAAUGCCUGCUGUAUUGUUUACAUUUGCAAUCAGGUGCUUGCUUUCCUUAAAGACUUUGUUGAUGCUUCACACAGCCAAUGAGCUGUGUUCCUCUGUGAUUUAAAAAUACUUGAAUGUUUUGUACUCCAGAUGAUCAUUCACAUAUACAGUAAAUGCUGUGUGAAUGAAUGUUUAUUAUGCUUCAUAGCUCAGACUCAACACAGUAUCUUGUUAAAAUGGUCUUUCAGUAAUGAAUUGUCAAAGCAUCAGUGACUUUUACAUAUUAUGUUUUAACUGAACAGUUUGUUUCAUAUGUUAAUUUACUGUAUUAUUAUAAUUUCAUGUCAAACCUCUUGUUUCGAGAUGGAAAAUAAAGUGCUAUUUAAAGUUGUAAUAAAAAUAAUGGUGUGUUAAGUUUCAUCAGCCACAUACACAAUAAAAAUUAAUGUUUGUAGUGACACAGAAGAGCAUAAAAUUAAGUUACCCUUAAAGACACUUGGAUAAGCAAACAGUUUAGACAAAACAUAAUCCCCAGCCCCUUUUCAAUACAUUGAUCUACUUCAUUUUGUUUCAUAUUUUGAUGCAAUAAAUGAAUGAGACUACAAUAACACUUUACGAUCUCAUUCAUUAGCAUUGGUUAAAGAUAGCAUUAAGUAACAAUAAGCAACAUAUUCUUAUAGAUGUUUCAUUGAAUGUAUGCGUCUGGCCUUAAGUUGACUUCCGGUCUGUGUUUGGAUAUAACAAUUGAUUUUAUAUUUAAUAAAUAUAAAUUUAUAGUAGUUUUUUAUUGUAUAUUAAUUGUAUUAAAACUACUCAACAGUUAUUGAUUCUUUGAGGAGGUCUACUGGAAAUUACGUUUGAACCACAUAACGUUUAUGUUGUUGCCGCUGUAACUGUCAAUAGUAUUCAGUAAUCUUUGUCACAAUGUUUGAUUGAAGUAAAUAUGUAUUAUUAAAUGUUAAAAGUAACAUGUAUUAGAUACUGUAUAUGUAGUGUUCAUU